Hyalella azteca is the source of this 3441-nucleotide messenger RNA. Its product is annotated as SEC14-like protein 2. The coding region runs from base 739 to 2037 and encodes 432 amino acids. The transcript is spliced from 12 exons. Lineage: Eukaryota; Metazoa; Arthropoda; Malacostraca; Amphipoda; Hyalellidae. Gene Ontology annotation, cellular component: cytoplasm. The record is from RefSeq and is a predicted model, not a curated record.
AAGUAGGGUUGUGGAAGUGCCGCGUCAAUUCGCAGACUUGUGACAUGCUAAAUUGAUUUGUUUCCCUAAGAAAUUAUCUUCUCUUGAAGUUUACUUCCUUGAUACUCUAUUUUUAAUACAUUUCAGACAACCUUCAAGAAUCUUAUUCCAAUUUAUAAGCAAAGUUAUCCAGUUUUGCCGUGUUUAAACUUAACUAACUUUUGUUUUCUUACGGAAUCAGCUGACUGCAUUGGACGUGAAACGUUAUUUUUACUUUUUUUUAUGCAGUCAUUUACACGCAAUACUAGUAAGGUGUAACUUGCCCUCAAAGUUCGUUUGAACCAGACGCCUCGAUAACUGCUUCGUCGAAUAAUAAUGAUAAUAAUUGCCUGUGAAACGUCUGGCUAAUAGAUUUUCAAAACGGAACCUCUUCCUUUCAAUCAAUGUGCCGUCGGAUUUUUUUCGCGUCAACUCCGGUUGUUUGAAUGUUUAAUAAUAAUCAAUGGAAACUGAUACUAUUACCAGUUACUAACUAACGGUUCUAUCUAGGUAGUGGUCUGGAACAGUUCACAAGCAACAACAAAAACAACUUGAUGGACUCUAUAAAGGAAGGAAACUUGCAAGUGAGGUCAUUGUGAGGUCUGCGAGUGUCCGACUGCAUCCAUUUCAUCAGCUGUUUCCACUUGAGGCUCUUCAUAAUCAUAGAAGUAAAUCGCCGUAUCAGUGUUAUCUCGUAGAUCUGUUGUAGAACUCAGCAAUAUGCGGGGACCAAAAAACAGUUCGAGAAGAGUUGCAGGACGAAGUGGUGGUGUCUCUGAACGAAGAAGACUCAGUUCAGAAGAAGACGACAGGCCGAAGCUCAAAAUGGAGAAGAGGGAGAAGCAGCAGGAUGCUAAUGAAAUCGGUCUGAGCUCCGCGGCAUUGUCUCUUCCACCAGAGAAGCUGGUGGCCCUCAAAGAAUUCAAGUCAAGAGUUGCAGGCCUUGCUCCUGAGGAGCAGCUUCAAGACCAUUUCCUCCUCCAGUGGCUAACAGCUCGAAAUUUCAACGUCGAUAAGGCCGAAAGCAUGUUCAAAAAAUCGCAGGACUGGCACAAGGAGCUGGACAUGGACCACAUCCUAGAGUGGGAGGCACCUGAAGUUCUCGUGAAGUAUGUCCCUCAAGGUUGCGUGGGUUUCGACAAGUUCGGAGGGACGGUUCUGAUCAUCCCGCACGGGCGUGUGGAUAUACGCGGUAUCCUGAUGAGCGUCACUCCCACGGAGCACAUCAAGUUCACGGUGCAGACCAUCGAGAAGUGCAAGGUGAUGAUGGCGGAGGAGAGCAAGAGACGAGGGUAUCCUGUGUGCCAGCAGACGUGCAUCUUUGACCUCGAGGGCUUCUCAUUCAAAGACUUCACAUGGAAACCUGCCCUGGAGUCUGUCAUCGCCCUCAUGCAAGUGUAUGAAGCCAACUAUCCUGAGCUCCUGCGCGUAGGAUAUGUCAUAAACGCUCCGAAAAUUUUCACGGUGGCCUUCACGCUAGUGAAGCCUUUCCUCCACGAGGCAACCAUCAACAAAAUAAAAAUUUUCGGUCGCAGCGGCUGGCAGGAAGAGAUCCUUCAGGACAUCGACGCUGAAGUCCUGCCCAAGCACUGGGGCGGCAACAGGGUAGAUCCUGACGGCAACGAGAUGUGUCCUUCACUGGUGUGCCUGGGAGGCGCUGUUCCCAAAGAAUAUUACCUCAAGAAUAAAGCUAAAGAGAACAGGCAGCACCUCACUACCAUCACGGUCCCCAAGGGCGGCAACGAAAAGCUCAGCUUCACAACUACCGAGCCUAAUUCAGUUAUCAAGUGGGAGUUCGAGACGGAGGACUACGAUAUAUCCUUCGGCAUCUACAAGCAGGACUUCCCCGACGACCACCUGGUCGCCCCCCACAGGGUCAACAGCCAUCUGGUCCCCGAAGAAGGGGAGGUCGUUUGUCCAUCCCCAGGCACUUAUAUCGUUCAGUUCGACAAUUCGUUCAGCUAUCUACGGGCCAAGAAACUUCACUACAGCGUGGCAGUUCUAAAGCCGCAGAACUAAGCGCAUGGAGCCGCUGUUUGAGCAAUAUCAAUUAGGCUGAAACACAUCAACUAUCCUAUUCUUUUAUCUCGUAAAUAUCGCAUAAAAAUGUUGCUUCUCUACUGUACACGACGGACUGGUUUAUUCAAUUCAUUAUGCAUAAUUUAUAAUGAAAAAUGUCAUGCCUCGCCAUCCAUAGAAUGUCUUCGAGCUAUGUUGAACGUAUCAGCAUUUCAUAUAAUAACUUUUCAGUCUAAUAAAUUGCCGCGUCCACAUAUCGAAUGAAAAUUGAUUUCAAUAGAAAAAAAAAUCAAAUUCAUUGCUUUGAACCUGACAAAGUUGAUUAUCUUUGAUCAAAACCGCGAUUUUUUCAAGGAAUAUAAGUGCAUGCUGAACUGCAGUGUUUCGACUUGGGAUCUCAUACCGAAAAAUGGCCGAUAGUUAGUGAGAUAACAGAGUCUUGACGCUUUAAACUUCCCUCGUAUUUAUAUAUUAAAUCCUUAUUUGUUCAACAAAAUGAAACUUGUUCUCUGGCAAAUGAGGAUUAUUUUCAAAGAUGAUAUGUACAAUCAUGCGAUUUUUUUUUCAAGAUGAAGCUUCUAUUUUUGAAUACUUUUUUUGGAAGACCAAGUUGCAAUAUUUGCUAGAAAAUUUCGUUGUAGUGCACUUAAAUAAAAAUUCUUAGUUAAAAUAUUUCGUUCGCUAAAAAGUUAGCGCCCACAUGGAUAAAAUGGAUGCGUGCAUUGCAAUUCUACAGACUAGUUUUCUGCUACGAAGUGCAUUUUUAGAUAAGAGAAACUGAACCGAAAUAUGAUAUGCAUUUUCCAUCUAGUACGGUUGAGUUAAACUACCUAUCUCGCAACGUAGGUAGUGAUAGCAUUACAGGAAAGUUCAACCAAAUAACUACUCUACUUGUUCACUCAAGUUAGCCUAAUCUUACUUAAGGCGUGACGAUAACCGCGUUUUCCUCACACAAAGGGCAUACUCGAACCAAAGAGCUGUUGCAAUAUUCCUCUCCAUUAUUAUAAAGCCUCUGGAAGAAUUUUAUCUCUAUAAGACUAAUUGAAUUCAUUCCUUCGGAGUCUCUGGUGCGUGAAUUUCUUCUUUGGUUUUCUCUUCGAAAAAUCGCAACUUCGAACACUAGGUCUCUAUUUAAAUGUUGUUCGGUGCCAGUUGUGAUGUUUAGUACCUAUGUAUGAUGUUACUGAACCAUAGCCUUUAGAUUUUGUAGAGAAGUUUCCUGACUCGAGAUGAUUAAUGUUUUUGUAUAUUUUGGUCAUAGUUUUCCAGUUUCAGACUGUAGAAAUGUGAUAUUUUCCUAUGCCUUUUAUUUGAAAAACGAACUACGACUGUCGGCUGCGACCCACAAAUGAAGAAGCCAUGUGGUCGUGUUUAUAUAUUCCCAAAUAAUAAAACUCAAGCUUA